AACCGUCUGAUAGUGAGUCAUUGAAUGGAGGAUGUAGGAAAGUGAACUAAUAGAAUAGAAUUCGAGCUCUAGAAAGAAAUUAACCGAUUAUAGUACUUCAAAAAAGUUAAGAUUCGGGAAUCAUUCCUUUUCGAAAGUCACGUUUGAUUUAUCUGAGUUUGUGUUAUUUUAGAUCGUUGUUAAAGUACUAUUUACGUCAAACCUAGUGAACUUCGCCGUGCUUUUCCCAUUUUUUGCAACGAUUCUUGAACCUUAUCAGUAAACGUGUUGUUGAUUCUUGUUUAAGUGUUCCAAAAUGGAUGAGAACUCUCUGAAACUUGAAGACUAUGUUCUUCGGGUGCACGAAAAACUGAAUCAUGAUCAUGUAAAGCUUUGGCUUGAACCGUACCAUGAAGUGACUGAUAGUAAAAUAAGCGAUGAAGCAUUUAACAAAUUAGCCAGAAAAUAUAGUGAAGAGCUAGCUUUGGAUGAAAAGAUUUGCAAGGAAGCAUUACUGAAGCUUCAGAACAAUGCCCUCUCAAAAUUAAAAGAAAGGAAGUGCUUUGAGGAGACUGGGAAUGCAACGAUUCACGUGAAAGUAUCUGGAAUUGAGACAGUCAAGAAUACAUUCUCAGUAUCGGCAAGACUUAGUGAUUUUGUUUCAAGCAUAAGAAAUCAGAUAUCAGAAAUUACAGAGGUGCCAGCUGACAGGAUCAAAUUAAUCGCUAAAGGUCUUGUUUUAAGCGACGAUGAAACUCUCACCUCCCAAAAAAUCCAAAACGGCUCUCAUGUAAUGGCAGUAAUUUUGUAUGGAAACUCAUCUGAAGUUUCUGAUUUUGAAAAGAGAAGGAAAAUUGUUGAAGACACCAAAGCUGAUGUCAGUCUGUUAGCUGGGAGGAGCAACGAGAACAGAGAUCUCUAUCUUCAGGUCACUGAUCAAAAAGGUGAAACCUUACAACUGCCUGCUUGGGAGAGAAAAGCUCUCGUGACGGCUAUGACUCUUCAUGAAAAAGGAAGAGCAGCCCUGAAGAGGGAGGAUUACGCUUUAGCGCUUGUUCUUCUUCUUGAAGCUGAUCAUGAAUUCAGGACAUGCAACUCAGAACUACUGAAAUCCGUGGACAACUACGCUGUCCUGAAUUUAGACAUAGCGUGGUGUUAUCUAAAUUUGCAGAGUGUAACACAAUUACCAGAGGCUGAUGCAAGACUAAAAACCUGCGAGGAGAAUUUUCAUCGCAGUUACGGCCCAAAUCUAGAGCGCUUGGUUGCAUUAAAAGGAACUUCAGGGAAUGAGGCUGCACUAUUUAUGCGACUGCACUUGUUACAAGGGAUCAUUUUGUACCAUCAGAACAAAAGAGAUCAAGCCAUGCAAAUUCUCAAGCGAGCUGAGAGCGAACUCAAUGCCCUGAAGGUGGAUGACGAAAGUUUAAGCUUGCUUCUUGAAUUAGGAUUCACCGCAGCUGAAGCGAGACUGGCCCUGAGAGGUGCACAUGGAGAUGUCAAUUUGGCUGUGGAGUUAAUAAAUCGAAAAAAAGAAGAAAAAUUUGAAGCAAAGAAGAAGGAGAGAGAAGAAAGAUUAAGGAAGAAGCUUGGCAUGUGCGCAGAUGGACGGCAGUAUGUUGAGCCUAAGUUUAUGAAGCAACUGACAGAGAUGGGAUACAGUGAAAUGCUUGCAAUUCAUGCUCUUCAAGAAGCAAAUAACAGUGUCAGCGAUGCUAUCCAAUAUAUUCAGGAACACCCAGAAACCAAUUUUUUGUCCUCCAGAGAGGACAUUAUUCAGCAGGUAAAAUCUGUUGGACUGGAUGAAACUGCAGUCAAAGUAGCUCUAAAAAAACACAAUGGCAACUAUCAGAAAGCCAUUAACGAUCUUCUCCAAAACGCACACACUUUUUUGUCAGCCGGAAUGAAUGGGUCAUGCUCAUUCUGGGACAGUCAAAACGAUGCGGAAGAGUUGGAGAAGGAGAAAGAGGCUAUCAGUAGAAUUGCUGAUGAUUUGAAUGUUGAGGCUGAGGAUCAUUUAGACCUAACAUUAAUUCAAGAAGAGCAGUUUCUCAGGAAGUAUUUAGAUUUACUACAGUAAAUUGCUCAGAGUGGAACCUUUUUAAUGGCUGUGAAAGGAGUUAUCAUUUUUUCUCUUUCCUAUUCCAGUUUUAUCUCAUCAUAACGUUUCUCAUGACAACAUGUUCCCAGAAACAGAAUUCAUUGUUUCAAGGCCCUGCCAACCAUUUCUUGAUUAAGUGCAACUCAAAAUUAAGUUUUUCUGGAGACAUCGUUCUACUUUCAAUUCCCCUUUAAAAACGUUAUGACAGGAUAUGACUGUAAUUACUUUUCUGCAACCAUUUUCAGUUCAACAUUUCUACAGUGGAAAUAUUUUUGUUGGAGAUUUUUUAGUGUUAUACUUGGAUCCUAUCAUUGUGUGCUAUUUUUUUAAAAUUGAAAUUGUUUGUUUUUUCCCUGAAUAUUUUAUUAACUCAUUUGUAUGCAAAUACAUUUUCUUUCAAGUACAUUGCA
Molecule: messenger RNA, 2487 nt
Organism: Bemisia tabaci
Lineage: Eukaryota; Metazoa; Arthropoda; Insecta; Hemiptera; Aleyrodidae
Product: NEDD8 ultimate buster 1
Biological process (GO): regulation of ubiquitin-dependent protein catabolic process
Molecular function (GO): protein binding
Source: RefSeq, a predicted model, not a curated record